AUGAAUUAUCUCUCUUUUUACGUUAAUGGUACAGAAAUUAUUGAGCGUAAUGUUGAACCUGAAUGGACUCUUCUUUGGUAUCUAAGAAAUAAAUUACGAUUAACUGGUUCGAAAUUGGGUUGUGGAGAAGGUGGUUGUGGAGCAUGUACAGUUCUCAUUUCAAGAUAUAUUGGUGGAGAAUCUGAGGAAAUUGAACAUCAUACAAUAAAUGCCUGUUUGGCACCAUUGUGCUCUGUUGAUGGAUGUCAUGUGAUUACUGUUGAAGGAUUAGGUUCAGUAAAUAAAUCAAAUCUUCAUUCAACUCAAAUACGUCUUGCUGAAUUAUCUGGUUCACAAUGUGGAUUUUGUACACCAGGAAUGAUCAUGUCUCUUUAUGGUACUCUUACAUCAAAAAAUAAUUUCUUACCAACAAUGCAAGAUAUUGAAGAAUCUUUUGAUGGAAAUCUUUGUCGAUGUACGGGAUAUCGUCCAAUUCUUGAUACUGCAAAAACAUUUGCUAGUGAUAUAGAUAAAAUUCAUUAUGAAAAAUCGUCAUCAUCAAUAACAUCAACUACAAUGGAUAAAUGUUUAUCAUAUAUGGAAAAAAAUUCUUUACCAUUUACUCAAGUCGAAUUUCCUUCAAAACUUCGAAAUUAUAUUCCUCAAUCAAUACAUAUCAAAGGUUCUUCGAUUGAUUGGUAUCGUCCAGUAUCACUUAAGGAAUUACUUCAUCUUCGUCAUACUUAUCCAGGUAAUCAAUCAAAACUUAUUUUUGGUAACACAACAGUACAAAUGGAAAGAAAAUUUCAACAAAUCAAUUAUCCUCGUCUUAUUGCAAUAACACAUAUAAAAGAAUUACAAGAAAUAAAACGAACUGAAGAUUCAAUAUAUCUUGGAGCUGGUGUAACAUUUACACGUUUAAAAUCGAAAUUAAUUGAAUGGAAGGAUACUAAUGAUAGUUUCUGUCAAGCUUUACUUGAUCAAUUGAAACAUUUUGCAUCAACACAAAUACGAAAUGUUGCUUCACUUGGUGGAAAUAUAAUUGCUGCGUCUCCUAUUUCUGAUAUCAAUCCAGUAUUAGUAGCUGCAGAUGCUACACUUGAAUUACAUCGUGCUGAUAAUACUGAAGUACGAUACAUUCCAUUAUGUGAUUUUUUUCUUGGUGAUCGUCGUGUAUCACUGACUGAUAAUGAAGUUCUUGUUGCUAUUCAUAUUCCUCUUGUAAAAUCAUCAAAUAAAUAUUUUCUUCGAUCAUAUAAACAAGCUCGUCGUCGUGAUGAUUCUAGAGGACUUGUUAGUGCUGGAUUUAAAGUUCAACUUGAACAAUCAAAUUUAGUUAAUAAUCAAUGGCAAAUUAUUUCAGUUUGUUUUUCAUUUGGUGGAAUGACAUCAAAAACAAUUCAAGCAACACAUACUCAACAACAAUUAAUUGGAUUACCUUGGACAAAAGAAACAAUUAAUCAAACAUGCGAAUUACUUCUUAGAGAAAUGCCACUUGAUGAAUUAAGUCCAGAUGGUAAACCUGAAUACAGACGAACAUUAGUUCAAUCGUUUGUUUUUAAAUUUUAUUCAUAUGUAUGUAAUGAAUUACGUCAACCAAUAAUCGAUUCAAGUAUUCUUUCGUCGUAUCAUCGACCAAUAUCUCAUGGACAACAAACAAUACCUGAACGACCUCAAUCACAGAAAAUUGUUGGAAGUUCAUUACCACAUCGAUCAGCUUAUUUACAUGCAACUGGAGAAGCUAUUUAUGUUGAUGAUAUGCCAUCUUUAAUCAAUACACUUCAUGCUGCACUUGUACUUAGUACAAAACCAAAUGCUCGAAUAAAACAUAUUGAUACUGAGUCUGCUUCAAAAGUUUCUGGUUUUGUAUCAUUUGUCAAUUAUAUUGAUGUACCUGGUUCAAAUAAGACAAAUGGUAUAUUAACAGGUGAAGAAGUAUUUGUAUCGUCCAUUGCACUUUGUAUUGGUGCAAUAAUUGGUGUUGUUGUUUGUGAAACAGAACAUGCAGCUGAAAUGGCUGCAAAUCUUGUUAAAAUUGAUUAUGAAUUAUUAUCUCCAACAAUUUUAUCAAUUGAUGAUGCUAUUAAUUAUCAAUCUUAUUUUGGUGAUGAAAUAUGUCUUCAAAAAGGUGAUAUUGAAAAAUCUUUUAUCAAUGCUGAACAUAUAUUAGAAGAUACAAUUUAUAUCGGUGGUCAAGAACAUUUUUAUAUGGAAACAAAUUCUUGUAUGGUUAUUCCAUCGAAUGAUGAUAAAGAAAUAACAUUGUAUUUGGGAACUCAAAGUGCAAGUUCUAUGCAAGAAUUAACUGCAUUAGUUCUCGGUCGAGAUGUUAGUCAUAUAACAUGUCAUGUAAAGCGAGUUGGUGGAGCAUUUGGUGGAAAAGAAUCAAGAUCUUUUCCUCAAUGUCUUGCUGUCGCAGUAGCUGCUGUUAAAGUAAAUCGUCCUGUUCGUCUUAAUCUUGAACGUCACAUCGAUAUAUCUAUAACUGGACAUCGUCAUCCAUAUAAAAUAAAAUAUAAAGUAGGAUUUACAAAUGAAGGUCGAUUUUUAGGACUUGAUCUUCAAAUGUGGAGUAAUGGUGGUUGUACAUUGGAUGCAUCAAGAUCUGUAAUGGAACUUUCUAUGCUUCAUGUAGGUAAUACUUAUCAAUUUCCUAAUAUUAAAAUUCGUGGUUAUGCUUGUAAAACACAUUUACCAUCAAACACAGCUUUUCGUGGUUUCGGUGGACCACAAGCAAUGUUUGCAUGUGAAACAAUUGUUGAACAUAUUGCUGCAUAUCUUAAACGUGAUCCAUUAACUAUUCGUCGUCUUAAUCUAUUUAAAGAAGGCGAUACAACUCAUUAUGGACAAGUUUUAGAAUUAUGGAAUGUUCCUCGAAUUUUAGAUGAACUUAGUAAAUCAAGUGAUUUUAUUCAAAGACAAACAAAUGUUGUUGAAUUUAAUCGUCAGAAUAUUUAUCGAAAACGUGGUAUAUCUAUGAUACCAGUUAAAUUUGGUAUUGGGGGUAUAGUUAAAUUUUUUAAUCAGGCAGGAGCUCUUGUUCAUAUCUACAAAGAUGGUUCCGUAGUACUCACUCAUGCAGGUGUCGAGUUGGGACAAGGAUUACAUACAAAAAUGAUAUCAAUAGCUGCUGAAGUAUUAGGUUGUAGUAUUGAUAAGAUACGAAUUAGUGAAACAGCAACAGAUAAAGUGCAUAAUAUGAGUCCAACAGGUGGAUCAGUUUCGUCGGAUCUUAAUGGAAUGGCUAUAAAAAAUGCGUGUGAACAACUUCGUCAACGAUUAGAUACACUGAUUGUUGAUAAUAAUGUUAACAUUUCAUGGGACGAUCUUGUAAAACAAGCUUAUUUUAAUCGUAUUGAUUUAUGUGCUCAUGGAUUUUAUGCAACACCAAAUGUGUUUGAUUAUGAUUUUACUCAAAAUCAAGCUGCUUACAAUUAUUUUACACAAGGUGCAGCAGUAACUGAAGUUGAAUUAGAUGUAUUAACAGGAGAUUGGCAUCUUUUACGUGUUGAUAUUCUUAUGGAUGUUGGUAAAUCACUCAAUCCUCAAAUUGAUAUUGGUCAAAUUGAAGGUGGCUUUAUGCAAGGUAUUGGUUUAUAUACUAUGGAAGAACUCAUAUGGGGUGAUUAUACAAAAAAUAAAUGGAUUCAACCAGGAAAAUUAUUUACUUGUGGACCAGAUACUUAUAAAAUUCCAUCAUUUAGUGAUGUUCCAAUUGAUUUUCGUGUUUCACUUCUAUCUGAUUCAUUAAAUCCACGAGCUAUUUAUUCAUCGAAAGGUAUUGGUGAACCACCACUCUUGCUUGGUUGUUCAGUUUUCUUUGCAUUAAAACAAGCAUGUAUGGCCUAUCGUGAACAACAAAGUUUAUCAGAUUAUUUUACACUUUAUUCACCAGCAACUGUCGAACGACUUCGUAUGGCUUGUACUGAUGAAUUUACUCGUCGUACAUGUCAUGAUCAACAUGAAACAUUCCAACCGAAUGGAUCUUUUUGA
Molecule: messenger RNA, 3972 nt
Organism: Rotaria sp. Silwood1
Lineage: Eukaryota; Metazoa; Rotifera; Eurotatoria; Philodinida; Philodinidae
Source: the annotation of a GenBank genome assembly